Trichoderma aggressivum f. europaeum is the source of this 924-nucleotide messenger RNA. RefSeq lists its product as uncharacterized. NCBI's taxonomy places the organism in Eukaryota, Fungi, Ascomycota, Sordariomycetes, Hypocreales, Hypocreaceae. Bases 1 to 924 code for a protein of 307 amino acids. The record is from RefSeq and is a predicted model, not a curated record. The transcript is spliced from 4 exons.
AUGUCUGUCAUCGCUGUGGCUGGUGGAACCGGCAACGUUGGCCGAGCCAUCGUAGAGACUCUUGCACAGUCUUCCAAGCACAAAGUCAUCGUCCUGGCACGCAAGGCGAAGACGGUCCUUGAGAACGUGCCCACUUUGGCCAUUGACUAUACCAAUGUCGAUGCAACCGCCAAAGUCUUGGAGCAGUAUGACGUGGGGGUAAUCAUUUCCGCCAUCCAAGUGACGGACGAGACAUCUUCUGCCGCUGAAAUCAGCCUCAUCAAAGCCGCAGAGCAGUCAUCAACUGCCUCUCGAUUCAUUGCUAGCGGCUGGGGAUCACUCCCAAACGAGGCGUCUCCUACGUUAGCUUUCUCGCGAGCUUCAGAAGAUUCUCUACGCAACACCGCGCUUGAAUGGACGAGAUUCUCAGUUGGCCUCUUCUUGGAUUACUAUGGGAUGCCUGCCAUCAAAACGCAUCUGCCUCCCAUGUCGUUUGCUGUCGACAUGAACAGCAAAAAGGCGGCUCUUCCAGGAACAGGAAAUGAGCCGUUUGCCUUCAUUUACUCUUACGACGUCGGCAAAUUUGUUUCUGCAUUCUUAGAUGUGCCGAAAUGGGAAGAGAUUACGUAUAUCUACGGAGAGAAGACAACCUGGAACGGGUUUAUCAAGGUGGCCUCGGAGGUAUCGGGUUCUACAUUCGAAGUAUCGUAUGACCCCAUUGAAAAGCUAGCAAAGGGCGAAGUCACUGAACUUCCUUCGCACAAAGAAGAGUUGGCCAAAUCUCCAUUCCCAGAGCCUAUUGCUCGCCAACUGUUGGCCGUUCUUGGUUACUGGGUCGUUGGGGGACAGUUUGAUAUACCUGUUGACAAGUCACUCAACAAGAUUUUCUCUUCGAUCAAGCCCAUGGGGGUUCGAGACAUGCUCCUUGCCAGACAGAGUUCCUAA